Neurospora tetraspora is the source of this 679-nucleotide messenger RNA. RefSeq names its product Acylphosphatase. Lineage: Eukaryota; Fungi; Ascomycota; Sordariomycetes; Sordariales; Sordariaceae. The coding region runs from base 214 to 495 and encodes 93 amino acids. The transcript is spliced from 5 exons. Gene Ontology annotation, molecular function: acylphosphatase activity. The record is from RefSeq and is a predicted model, not a curated record.
AUUACCCAAUUACGUAACCGCCAUAAGGCAUGAGCUACCCCACUAACCUCUCCUUAUCUCAUCAGACCUCUCCUUCCACUUCGACCCCCGGGCCCCUCUGACAUCACACCCCUAGGUAGCUGAGCUUCGAGGCGCCAACACGCAAAGAGCCAAACAGCAACACGCGACCAAGCGCAAACAAAUCAUAAACCAACAUUUCAGGAAACAGUCACAAUGGGAACUAAAAGAGUUUACUUUCUUGCCCAUGGCAGGGUUCAAGGUGUUUUCUACCGAAAAUUCACAGCCAACCGAGCCCAAGAACUCAACCUAACAGGCUGGGUCCGUAACCGAUCCGACGAAAAGGUCGAAGGAGAAGCCCAAGGAGACGAAACCUCCGUCGCCCAGCUCAUGAAGGACUUGAAGAAGGGACCAACGCACGCGCUUGUUUCUAAGCUGGAUGUGGAGGAUAGAGAGUUGGUGGAUGGGGAGUCGAAGUUUGAGGUUAGGAGGGGUUGAUUUGAUGAGAGAGUGAUCCCGACGAUAGACACAGCAGGGGAAAGCCGGAACCGGAACCUGAAGAGUUAUCUUGAAGCUCCAUGGCGGAUUAUUGAAGGAGGAACAACCUGUCUAUGCUGGUGAAGACACCAACCACAUAUACAAAGACUCCUAAGAAACUCACGAGAUAAGAUUCCAAGUAAGA